UGAAAUGUCGUUUUGUCGUUGUUCGUCGCAAUGUCUGUGACCGACACUGUAAUUUUCGGAAAUGUUUUGUUUUAGUCUUGACUUAUUUUCACCUCAAGUGAAAUAGAAAGUUUCUCAGUAUAAAUUAAAGUAAAUUCAGAAUUCUGGUUGGGGUAAAAAAAAAGACGCGUGGUUAUGGUCGAAGCAUGCCGUCGUCGUCGCGGUCGCGAGGUUCCGGGCGCGGGCCUGACGGCGCGCCCAGGGCCCAAGUCAUAGCACCCAUGUCGGAGCGGCAGCAAUUAGCCCUGGUGAUGCAGAUAUCGUCCCAAGAUGCUCCCCCAGCCGCUCCGACCCCUGCAGAAGAACGGAAACGCACCAGACAACAACGGAACGAACACGGAGAAACGCCUCUUCAUGUAGCAGCAAUUAAGGGAGACCACGAACAAGUAAAGAAGUUGCUCGACCAAGGCCAAGAUCCAAAUGAGCCCGACUUUGCUGGUUGGACAGCACUUCACGAGGCAUGCAGCUAUGGCUGGUUACAAGUUGUUAUGGUGCUUGUGAAUUGUGGCGCUAAUGUUAAUGCAAAAGGAUUAGACGAUGACUCGCCUCUUCAUGACGCAACCACAUCUGGAAACUUGAAAAUGGUUAAAUUUCUCGUUGAACAUGGUGCCGAUCCAUUUCACAGAAAUGCAAAGGGCAAAACACCCUCUGACUAUGCUGCACCUCAUAUUUAUGAAUAUUUGCAGUCAUUAAGAGAUAACGCGAGAGCUAACAACGUUGGCAGAACAAGGUAUGACAGCGUUAAGAAAAGUGGCAAUGCAAGUGCGAGUAGUGACAAUAGUAAGAGAACUGAAAUGGAGGGCCUAGCACAAGGUGAACAGUUUGAGAGUAAAGAAACUCCAAACCAGGAUAAAGGAAGUAACAAUGAGAACAGAGAUGAUGGUAUGCAGCUGAGUAGCGGUGUUGUGUCCUCCACUCAAGAUGAGGGUACUUCAGCUUCAAAGAGGACAUACACUGAAGACACUCAAGAGGCUGAGGCUGCAGAAGAUGACGUCUCCAAACGCAAGAAGAGAAAAGAGAAUGAAGAGAAAGAACCUAUGGCCAAGCCUGCUCCAGUUGCAAGAAGUGGUACCAAUCGAAUCCUAACUGGUAGCAAACCUCCGGGCCCGGCGAGUAAAACUGGACAGGCGUCAUUGGGUAAGGGUACAUCGCAGAGUAGUGCCAAAGGACAAUCGGGAAGUUCAUCUUCAGGGAAAGGCGCACAGGGACAAGGCAAAGGCAGCAACAGCACAAAGGCCAAUGCUCAAAGCUCACACCAGGGAAAAUCAAGCAACACCAAAGGGUCAUCUGGAUCUCAAUCAAACAAGCAAGAUAGAAAAAGCCCGGUAGCAAGCCCUAAGCCAAAUCAAGCAAAAGAUAAUGAUGGUGACGGUGAUGAUCAGAAGAGUCAAGAAUCAUCAGCUCCGAAGGUCCCACCUCUGAAAAUUGUCAUUCCUGGAGGAGCAAGUGGCUCCAAUAAUAGGAAUGAACAAGAAGGUGAUGGUGGUUCUGGGCAAAGGGGGAGUGGUAAGGGUAGAGGAAGUGCCUCCACCCUGCCCUAUGUCAUUCCCUGUACGAGCACAGACAACGGUCAGACGUCGGACAGCUCAGAUGGAACAUCAGAUGACAAGAGAACUUCGGAAGGAGGAAAGGCCGGCCAAAGAGUCUUACGAUCACACAGAACAACUGACACUGAUAAGGAGAGAACUUCACCGCAUACCGAGACUCGGUCCAGCUCGUCAAACCAAACCAAUUUUAACAAGAGUCCACAACAGUCCGGACACGACGAUCAUGGGCCAUCUACAUCGUCCGGCAGAACUGAAUCAGUCCCUGGUACUUCUCCAGAAUUACAUCCAAGGAAGAGGAAGAUAAAGGCAUCUAAGGACAGUCAUUCUCGUGAGGCAAAGAAUGAGCAGGCACCAGACAGCACGACUGCAGCUCACAACAUCACACACUCUAACCCUUACCAGAUGUAUAUCCAUAUUCGUAAACAGAUCGAGCGUCGUCAGAAAUCCCUGUUUCCCGUAAAGCCCAAGCCGCCUAAGGAUUUCAACAAGUAUCUAAUGAAUCGGUGCACCUACACGCUACAGAGUAAAGUGGAUUUAGAACCGAUUGUAGAGGUACCACCGAACUUGCCUCCACAGAUGUUCAAUGAGUUCCAUAGCCAGGAGAAAGCAAGGACAAGACUUCGUAUACAACAUUUGGUCGAGAAGGAAAAAUUAGUAUUAGCUGUUGAACAAGAAAUAUUACGAGUCCAUGGACGAGCUGAAAGAGCUGUAGCCAAUCAGGCUCUACCGUUCUCUGUGUGCACAAUACUACGAGACAAGGAGGUUUACAAUGUUCUUGCUCCGGACCAAGAGGAGAAACGAAACGCGCAACGAUCGCGGUGCAAUGGCCGACAGAUCAACUCUUGGCUGCAAGAGGUGGAUGAUAAGUGGGAAAAAAUUAAGGAGGGUAUGCUUCGACGUCAACACACCGAAGCUGAGACAUUACACGCCGUGCAGAUGAUGGGGUGGGAGUGGAAACUCAAGGAACUCGGAGUGUGCGAUUACAAAUCAACACCAAAAAUCGAUCCGACACAUGUCCCCCAAAUACACGUGUCGAAUUUUGACUUGCCCGCUUGAAUUUUAAGUUCAUAUUGCCUGUGUUUAUGUAAGGUUAGCACACACCUCGUGCUAACAUAACCCUCAUUUCAUCUAUGUCUAACAUCGAUUCACUUUUUAACAUCAAUUGGUAAUGCAACUCAAGCGGAACUACAAAAUUGGAUUAUAAAAUUUCUAUCAAUUUCAGACCUUGUUGUCAUACCUUUCUUAUGAUUCUCGC
Messenger RNA from Aricia agestis (brown argus), 2841 nucleotides. RefSeq names its product ankyrin repeat domain-containing protein 11. The coding region runs from base 186 to 2642 and encodes 818 amino acids. The transcript is spliced from 16 exons. The record is from RefSeq and is a predicted model, not a curated record. Gene Ontology annotation, molecular function: protein binding. Gene Ontology annotation, cellular component: nucleoplasm. Lineage: Eukaryota; Metazoa; Arthropoda; Insecta; Lepidoptera; Lycaenidae.